AUGCCAAUAGCGACGUUGAGCACAGUAGCCGAUCACGAGAAACUGUAUCGUAAUUGUGUACCACAAAAGAACCCAUCAUCAUAUCCACUCGUUCCAAAUCAUACUCACUUUAUUCUGCUUGAUGAUAAAUGUGAUGCAAAUGGUGAAACCUGGAAACGAUAUGGAUAUCCAGUUCAAGCCGACCUCACUAUUCAAUUGCGUGCUGAAAUUGAACAGGAAGCUCGUUGUAGCUCUCAUUAUAGACAAAAUUAUACGAUUCCAAUUAUUCAAAUAUUAAUCGAAGGUGGUCCCUCAUCUCUUCUAACAGUGGUUGAAGCAGUAAUGCACGAAACGCCCGUCGUUGUUAUUGAAGGUACUGGUAGAGCGGCUAAUUUUAUUGCAAAAGCAUACAGAGCAUUGUAUGGCAAUCAAACAACAUAUAUCCCACCAGUGGACAAUAAUGCUAAUCUGUAA
Messenger RNA from Rotaria sp. Silwood1, 453 nucleotides. Lineage: Eukaryota; Metazoa; Rotifera; Eurotatoria; Philodinida; Philodinidae. The record is from the annotation of a GenBank genome assembly.